AUGAUUGAAAACCUCUAUAGAGUGCUGGGUCUAACGAGCUCUGCCUCUCUGGAGGAGGUCAAAAAGUCCUACCGUAAACUGGCAAGAGAAUAUCAUCCUGACAAAAAUAAGAAUGGUGCUGAAAAGUUCAAAGAAAUAAACGACGCUUAUUCGAUCCUAUCCGAUCCAGAAAGGAAGAGAAAUUAUCUUUUGCGUAAUCCUUCAGCUUCUUCCUCAACGAGAUCGUAUGGUGGUUAUGGCUUCAACUUCUCUUUCAAUUUCAGACCAAACGCCCAACCAUCACCACCACCACCACCACGCCCACCACCACCUCCGCCUCCUCCGCGUAAACCAAAAUCAAAGCCCGUGAAAAAGUCUGAUUACAAUAUCAAAACACGCUGUGAACUUUCCUUGGAAGAUAUUUAUAACGGCGGCAAAAUAAGCGUAUCUUAUGAUGAACCUAUCAUAUGUAGAAAAUGUUUUGGUGAUGAAAACAAUGAGCAGUUGAAACGAUAUAGAACUUGUGAAUUAUGUAAAGGCAAAGGACGAACACCCGCAGGACAUGCAUGCCCUUACUGUCAUAGCCUUGGCCACUUUAUCUAUUACGACACCUGUCCUGAGUGUAAAGGAAAACCCAGAAAAGUUGAGAAACGUCAUUUACGUGUGCAUGUACCGAAGGGUGUGCAUGAGGGUCAUGGACUUGAAGUUAAAAAUCGUGGUCAGUUGCUACCCAAUGGAACCGAAAGAGGUAGUGUUAUUAUUCGAACUACAGAGCUACCACAUGAAGUGUUUAAGCGACAGGGCGAUAAUUUGUUGAUCACAGUAAAUCUGUCAUUGAAAGAAGCUAUCAUGGGAUUCACAAACAAACUCCUCUGCACACAUUUGGACGGUCAUUUUGUUUCAGCUACUCAACCUUGUGGUAACGUUACUAAACCAAAUUCAAGGAAAUUGAUCAAGGGAGAAGGCAUGCCUAUUUUCGGUAGUAAGACUGGAGCCAAAGGUGAUUUGAUUGUUACAUUCAAUGUUAAUUGGCCAGAUAAAAUCCAGAUACCUAGAGCACGAGAAGCGAGGUUGGUGAUAGACGAAUUAUUUGAAAGUGAAGAAGAAAGACUAGCCCGAGACAAUGCUAUCGUCAUCGAUGACGAAGAAGAUGAAGAAGAGGAAAGAAAACAAGAUAUGGCAGCAAACGCGUCGGCUGCGAGCUCAAAUGAUAUACGUUCAACAGCAGCACAGUCUACUCCAUCGUCUCCAAUAGCAUCAAACAGCAGAAAGCCGUCUCGAAAAAGGAAGAUAUCACCACCUUCUUCAAACAGUGAAAGAAAUGAGGAGCAAAAAAAACAAAAGAUUUCAGCCAAUGCUUCCCCAGUAGUAGAUUCCCACAUGAGUUCCUUCGAUGCCGCAUCUACAACCUCUUCCACGUCAACUGCUGCUGAGAGGAUGGACACCUUUACUACAAAUACUCCGGAGCCAACGGCUUCUACAUUUCACUAUAACCAUUCUAGUGCUACUUCCUUUAAAGAACAAACCUCACGUAUUUAUGAAACACCUUCUUACCAAAAGUCGAGUCAAAAUGAAGCGAAUUCAAGGCCAUCGUACGAUAAUACCCCUAUAACCAUAGACGAUGAUGAUGAGGAUGAAGACAUCUUCAGUGCUCGCAAUAGUAGUACUAGUAAUAACAACAAUAACCGACAAUUUACCAAAGAUACUGAAGAAAAGGAACCGGCAGACAAAUAUGAAAGCAAUCAACAUAACCAACCAAAUGUCCAUUUUCACCAACAUAUCCAAGAAGAGGACCCUGGUACUGACGAAUUUCCUUCUUUCUUCAGAAUGUUUUUUUGA
Mycotypha africana is the source of this 1818-nucleotide messenger RNA. RefSeq lists its product as uncharacterized. NCBI's taxonomy places the organism in Eukaryota, Fungi, Mucoromycota, Mucoromycetes, Mucorales, Mycotyphaceae. The record is from RefSeq and is a predicted model, not a curated record. Gene Ontology annotation, cellular component: cytoplasm. Gene Ontology annotation, biological process: protein refolding. The transcript is spliced from 6 exons. Bases 1 to 1818 code for a protein of 605 amino acids. Gene Ontology annotation, molecular function: Hsp70 protein binding.